AUGACCUCUUACAUCAAAAUGGCUGUUUUGCCAGACGUUAGAGGAUACCUGAUUGUGAACUCAAUAGUAGUAAGCUUGACGGUUGUGGUCGUUGCGCUGAGAGUUGCAUCUCGGAUACUGGCCGGAGCAAAACUAGGCUGGGAUGAUUAUUUUACUAUACUGGCCGUACCCCAAGGUAUUGCCAUGUUAGUUUUACAGGGACUAUGGACCUCCGCCGGUCUUGGAUACGAGUUUACAGAAAUUGGUGACAACUGGGCUUUUGUGGACUCGCUUUUCCUUCCUUUCGAAACCAUUUUCGGAGUUGUAAGCUUGACAACCAAACUCGGCGUAUUAUUUUUCUACUUUCGAGUUUUCACCAGCCGCCCCAUGCAGCAUGCGACUAGAUUGACCUUUGCAAUUGUCAUCAUAUGGGGUAUUGGGAACAUCCUUCAAACCAUACUUGUCUGUCAUAUCACAGAUGGGAAGUGGCAUGCUACAAAUCCUGACAUCUGUCGGGAGCACGAAGCCAGCAUCCUUUCCACCGGCUUGUUUAACUGCAUUGCCAACACAUUGAUUAUGCUUGUGCCACUAUACACGAUCUGGACACUGAAAAAAGUCGGCAUCUCAACCCGAUGGGGUCUCAGCGCAGUCUUUUUGUUGAAUCUCAUCGCUAUUAUUGCUUCUGUUGUAAGGAUUGCCAUGAUGAUGGACGUCCAUAGUCUAUCACAGGUUAUGAAGAAUUUGGCAAUAACGACUUUUCUUACGGUUUUGGAGACACAUUUGACUAUUUUGUGCAACAGUCUUCCAAUGCUUUUGCCAUUAUGGGCCUUCUGGAGACAUCGACGAUUUGAUACUGACGAAUAUGUAUCAAGACUCGGUGGCAACAGCCAAUCGUGCAAGCAUGAGCAUCUGGUAGAAGACCUCACUAAUGGCAUACCGCUUGAAACUAUGUAUGGAAAAAGUGUCUCACAUUUCACCACAACAGUGGGGCGGGGUACUUCAAGAAGGAAUUCGGAUAAUGACCAGGACUCUGACAGUUUAUCGCAAACGGAGUCUACCAGGAGGCUUCCCAGUAAUGCACAAGCUAUUACAGUAGAAACAAAAUGGUCAAUAAAGGAGGAAACAACCAAAUAG
Messenger RNA from Colletotrichum truncatum, 1113 nucleotides. The record is from RefSeq and is a predicted model, not a curated record. NCBI's taxonomy places the organism in Eukaryota, Fungi, Ascomycota, Sordariomycetes, Glomerellales, Glomerellaceae.